GUAGCUGGUGAUGCUGGAACAAACAUGGCAGUCCCGGUGCCCGUCAGCUGCUCGGGCCCCUACUGUCUACGACUGCUAUCACUGCUGGCGUUCCUGGAGCUGCUGGUCGACCCCGGCUUGGGCCGCGUCCACCACCUGGCGCUCAAAGAUGACGUGAGGCAUAAAGUCCAUCUGAACACCUUUGGCUUCUUCAGGGACGGGUACAUGGUGGUCAACGUCAGCAGCCUGUCUGUGAACGAGCCCAAGGGAGCCGCGGGCACAGGCACCGAGAUCGGAUUCAGUCUAGAUCGGACCAAGAACGAUGGCUUUUCUUCUUAUCUGGAUGAAGAUGCCAGUUACUGUAUUUUAAAAAAGCAGUUUAUGUCGUCCGUCACCCUUCUCAUCUUAAACAUCUCUGGAAGCGUAGUCAAGGUCAGAGCCCCACCAGAAGCUGGCACCCAGUUACCAAAGAUCGUCUUCAGCAAGGAUGAGAAAGUCCAGGGUCAGAGCCAGGAGCCUGUCGUCAGCUCUGUCCCCGAAGUCAGCAAGGUUCAGAGAGCCCAAGAUGGUUCGAAGGCUAGAAGUACAGUGGAUUCAAAGGCAACAGCAGAGACAUCUGUCUCAAUUCAUAAGAAUGAUGGGGCAGUUUCGUUUCAGUUCUUUUUUAACAUCAGCACUGAUGACCAGGAAGGCCUAUACAGUCUUUACUUCCACAAGUGCCCAAGCAAGAAACCUACUGAGGAGGUGUCCUUCAGCCUGAAUAUUGUCAUCACUGAGAAGAACCCUGACAGCUUCCUCUCUGCUGGGGAGAUUCCUCUCCCCAAACUGUACGUUUCCAUGGCCUUGUUCUUCUUCCUUUCUGGGACCAUCUGGAUUCAUAUCCUUCGGAAGCGAAGGAAUGAUGUGUUUAAAAUUCACUGGUUGAUGGCGGCCCUUCCUUUCACCAAGUCUCUUUCUUUGGUGUUCCAUGCAAUCGACUACCACUACAUCUCCUCGCAGGGCUUCCCGAUUGAAGGCUGGGCUGUUGUGUACUACAUAACUCAUCUUCUGAAGGGGGCGCUGCUGUUCAUCACCAUCGCUCUCAUCGGCACUGGCUGGGCCUUCAUCAAGCACAUCUUGUCUGAUAAAGACAAGAAGAUCUUCAUGAUCGUCAUCCCGCUGCAGGUGCUGGCAAAUGUGGCCUACAUCAUCAUAGAGUCUACGGAGGAAGGCACGACGGAGUACGGCUUGUGGAAGGACUCUCUGUUCCUGGUUGACCUGCUGUGCUGCGGGGCCAUCCUCUUCCCAGUGGUGUGGUCAAUCAGACAUUUACAAGAAGCCUCAGCCACAGAUGGAAAAGCUGCCAUUAACUUAGCAAAGCUGAAGCUUUUCAGACAUUACUACGUCUUGAUCGUGUGCUACAUUUACUUCACCAGGAUCAUCGCCUUCCUUCUCAAGUUUGCCGUUCCAUUCCAGUGGAAGUGGCUCUACCAGCUGCUGGAUGAAACAGCCACACUGGUGUUCUUUGUCCUGACGGGGUAUAAAUUCCGCCCGGCUUCAGAUAACCCCUACCUGCAGCUCUCUCAGGAGGAAGAUGACCUGGAGAUGGAGUCUGUAGUGACAGCAUCAGGAGUGAUGGAGAACAUGAAGAAAGUCAGGAAAGUGACCAACGGUUCUGUGGAGCCCCAGGGUGACUGGGAGUGCACUGCGUGAUGGGCCCCGCUCUGAGGAUGCACUGUCAAUGAGAACAGCCUAGCCACAGCCCUGUCGUGAGCAAGCGUCUUCCUGACAGUGUGGCAUCUCCCAACAGUGACACUCCAUACCCACAGCACAGCUCAGUGCAUGGACACCUACUUAUGUACUCUUAGAAAACCUGAUUGUGGUGGGCUCCAGGCAGCUAGGACUGUCCCUCAGGGAGGGUAGGAGCAGAGAGGAGGGGGUAAAGGAGAGUCCAUCUGGGGUCUCCACAGGGGAACCCCCAGUGGCUGCCACUCAGAACGGCUGUGGUGGUGGGAAGGGCAGGCUGCUGCUGCUCACAGGGCUUUGGAGGCUGAGGGUGUGGCUUACUGCUUGGCCAAGCCUUCAUGAGGCUUGGGUUCAAUCCUGGUACCAGGGUGGGGGGAAAGAAGUUACUUUGGGAUGUAGGCAGAUGUCUGUCUACCAAGAACACAAAGAAGAGAGAGAUUGCCUUUGGGGAGCAACAGCAACAGAAAUGAAUGGAAUUACUUUCGAAAGCCAAAUAGUCACCCUAGGUGGUUUGAAGCACCUGUCCCGGGCCACUGGCCCCAAGCACCACUCUAAGUGUUGUCCCCUCUUCUAAUGGUGACCUAGAACAGCGUGGUGCUAGAGACCAGCUGAGAGGGCCCAUUGCAUUGCUGUCCAGGCCACUGCCAGCACCGCAGCCCUGUUGGUGAAAUGGUUGUCUCUAGCAUGUGUGAAGGGGAGAGGAGCCUUGAGGCUCCAGAAGUGCUCUCCAGGCUCCAGGCCCUUCCUUUCCUUCCCCCUGUGUCUUCUGAUCAGCGUCAAAGAAAACAGGGGAGUGUUCCUUAAGGAGUCGCUGGGGGCCAGAAGGGCUGCAGCUAAGCAAAUACUUAGGAAAGACUUGUUCCACAUCUUGCAUGGGCCAGGCAGGGACUUCUGAGCCCCAACCACAUAUUCCUAGCAUGUGUGAAGGAAGUGAGCACAGUUGAGCUGCUCAUGCUCAGGGACCUGAGGCAGCAAGGUCUGUUCAGAGCCUGGGCAGGAAACCAGCGGCUGCCUGCAUGGGACAGUGCUGAAGCAGAGGAGACCUUGGAAGCCAUGUGACCCAGGGCACAGGCGACCAGCUCAGCACCUGAAAGCGACUUAGUGCCCACGACUGGUCAGUGAGUCACAACUUCAAGGAACGGGCUCUCCAGGGUGACAGCUACUACCUCCCAUUUGCCUUCAGCAAGAAGCCACCUCUUCUACUGUCCAGGGAUGAACAGGUCCCUCUCCACCACAGCUGGUCUAUCUGGAGAAAGGUUGCUAGGCCUGAAGGACUCCCUUAAGGGACCUUUUCCUCCUUUUUUGUUUUGGUCUUGUUUAUUUGUUUAAGGUAUGUGAUGGGAAGGGAGUUGGAGAGGAGAUGGGGAUAGUUUUAAAUGCUUUCUUUUCUGCACAUAAGAGCUCGGCCAGCCCUGCAGAAGCUUGUUCCUGUGGUGACAUCUAAGCCUGGCCCUCAGAGGGCAGGCUGCUGCUUCCCUGCAGAAGACAUUGUUGAGUAGGUGCUAGACUCACAGAAGGUGAGGGCCUCCCCAGGCAGGGUUUUUAUGAGGGGCCUCAGUUGCUGGGUUUUAAUAAAACUGUUCAGUGGCAAGAGCAAGAGGGGAACUGUGUACCGCUUAGCCCACCGGCCUCGCUGAGUGACUACAGCCUGCUUCUUCCACAGCGUGGGUGCACAGGCGGGAAGGUGGGAAGUCUGGAAUGAUAGGAUCAAAAGCCUAACAAGGAGCUGGGAAGACUGGCCCAGAGAGCCCAGGCCGUGGAAAGGGAACUUGUAGCUCUUUAUCCUGCACUGUAAAUGUGUCUCAUCUCCCUAUCUUGAGAGCUGUGAGCCAGCAUUCAGCGGUGUCCUUGGGUAGAGGAGUCUGGUUGGAGUCCAGUGCUGCCCAGUUGCCCCAGCUCACCAGUAGCAGCUUGAGUCUCAGCCCACCUGGCUGCAUACAAACCGUGCUUGAACGGUGAAGCCCUUGUGUUGGAGAGACUGAGCAAAAAUGGGGUGCACAUUGCACUGCCACUGUGGUAUUAUAGCCCUACUUUCUGUCCCCCACCUCUGCCUCUGCCUGUGUGAGGUGUCCAUGCUACCUUUAAGAGUGCUGUGGACUGGAAGCUGUAGGUUGUGACAUUUAAUAAAGUGUGGAUUUUGUUAGAAAAUUAUUUUUUGACCAUCAGGAGCAAGUGUUAGGCUCUGAGUCCUGGUUCUUAACAGUGUCAAGGACUCAGUCAGCUCUUACAUUUGACCAAUAGAGUUCUCUGUUCAUUCUCUCUGGAGGAACAGCUUACUCCAGGGUCAGAGAUCCUGCCUCACACCAGGUCUAUGUCUGUCCAGUUUUCCUUCAGAAACCACUUCGGAAUAAAUGCCUACGUGUCUCUACUCUCCAACCUCUGCCUGCUCAGCCAGCCAGGGCCGCACAGCUCCUGAGGUGCUUGUGGGCUUUCUGCUCUUCUUGACCCUUCGGUCUUCCUUCCCCUCCUCUUCUCUCCCCUCCUUCUCCUUUCCCUUACCCCUGCACCACUGCCCCACCCUGGCGACCUUGCUUUCCCAUUGACUCCCUUAGCCAUCCCUGCAUACUGGCUGCAGGUCUGGUACACUGCAGCAUUGUCUGCUGCAGCCGGCUGCAGGGUACGCUUUCUGCCCCGAGAGCGCUAACUAUGCAAACUAACACUGGAUUGCUGCUCUGUAUCACAUGGUGGGCUCCUCAUACCUCAAUGCCUGUUGGCUCUUGGAGUGGAGUCCAAAGCCUUCGCAGAAGGGGAAGCACGUCAGAUUUCUGUGUUUAUUUUCAGUGGCCUCUGGUCACCUCCCAUGUCUAUCCCAAAGUGUGUUCCUCGAGGAAGCGUUAGUCUGAUGAGGUUGCUGGCCCAGUUCCGCAUACCCAAGAGGACAGCUGAGCACUUCAGCCUCCCCUUCCAAGCUGCUGAUCCUCACAGGAAGAUCCUAGCCCCCCGGCCCCAGCCCUGCUUUCACAUGCCACUGCCCACCUCAGCUUGUGCUGGCUGUGGCUUGCCUAGGCCCAGCAUAUCAUGGUGCCGCCCAGCGACCCACCCUGCCCACUGCUGCUGCCUCUCCUCUCUAGAGUUGGGUGAGGACUUUAUUCGUAUCCGUUGGCUGAAAAGGUGUUAAUUUAGAACAGGCCAGUGUUCUCAAAGAUCUGCCCUUUACUGCAGCUUUCCAAGGCCGCCCUGGUAUAAAACUGUAAAAUACAUUCAUAGGAGUCUUUCUUAUACGUGUACCACCUAGAAUGUGUUCACAGGUCGUAGGCCAAGGAGUCUCCCAAUUCCCCCGGGGCCUCUUCUGUCCUGUAGGAUGUGUUUCAUGCUUUAAAAACAUAAAUUGGGGCUGGAGAGAUGGCUCAGAGGUUAAGAGCACUGCUGCUCUUCCAGAGGACCUGAGUUCAAUUCCCAGCCACCACAUGGUGGCUCACAACCAUCUGUAAUGAGAUCUGGUGCCCUCUUCUGAGCUGCAGGCAUACAUGCAGACAGAACACUGUAUACAUAAUGAAUAAAUAAAUCUUUUAUUAAAAAAAAUCAUAAAUUUAGGUGGCCCUCUACCUGGGCCGGGGCCCACUUCCCUGCUUCCCAGCACUAUAAAGAGACUUCACCGAGGGACGGAACCAUGUUAUGUCGGGAUCUGGCAUGAUUCUGACAACAAGGAGAUUGCAGAUAGGCCACUGGGGAGGGCACACGAGUCCCUGGUGUGUCUGUAAAGAGCAAAGUGAGACAGAUUCACUCCCAUGACAGGAUGCUGAGUCUGUGCCAAGCCUUAGCAUCCAUGCACUGCCUCCCUCUGCAGAGGGCCAGAUAGCCUGUCCACACAAGAGAGCUUUCUGAUUCCUAGGCAGCUUUUCUAGAUGACCCAAAUAAUAGGCCGAAUAACCCAGAGGACUUAUCUGCAGGAGGUCUUACGGGCCUUUGUGCCUGUUCAAGUUGGGAUGCAGGGGCUGGGGCCACUUAGUAAUUGUAGCAUUAACCAUUGGCUAUUUACAAGCAUGGGGUAUGGAUGUGUUCAGGAUUGGUGGGCUGGCCACUAGUAUGGAGGCAUUUCACUGCAAAGCAAACAUGUCCAAUAAAGAUUCCAUGCUGGA
This is a messenger RNA of Arvicola amphibius (Eurasian water vole), 5783 nucleotides long. RefSeq names its product G protein-coupled receptor 107 (gene Gpr107). NCBI's taxonomy places the organism in Eukaryota, Metazoa, Chordata, Mammalia, Rodentia, Cricetidae. Gene Ontology annotation, molecular function: clathrin heavy chain binding. Gene Ontology annotation, cellular component: membrane; Golgi apparatus; clathrin-coated vesicle. The record is from RefSeq and is a predicted model, not a curated record. Bases 25 to 1671 code for a protein of 548 amino acids. Gene Ontology annotation, biological process: clathrin-dependent endocytosis. The transcript is spliced from 18 exons.